UCCUUACUUUCGGUUUAGAACUUUUUACUUUUCUUGAAGGCGUUGAGUCAGCGCAAAACAAGUAAACAGGUUAACAUUUCAUUCAUUACCCUCAUCCAAAAUAGAAAGUUUUGUUGGUGCAACCUACGACAUCAUUAUUCGUGUUAAUCUAAAGGAUUACCACUGAAGGGUAAUCAUACAUGAAUUAUUCUUUGCUAGGUUUACAAUGCGUCCGCGUAGGAAGCCUGCAUCAGCUCCACUCCCCGUUCCUGAUAGCUCGAACAGUGCAGCAAUGGAUGGUGAUACUGAAGAAAUGAGUGAUGUAAAUGAGUCAAGUGGAGACCAAAAUGUUGAUGAUCAGAUUCAUUCAACCGAUACUCAUUCAUCAGUCAAUGAUGAUGACAAUGAUGAUAAUGAUGGUGACGAUGAUGAUGAUGGUGAAGAAGACAAUGAUUCUGACGAGAGCUCUGAUCUUGUGGACUCAGAUAGUGAUUCUGACGACAUGCACGCUAUGCUUGAUUACUCCUCAGAUGAAGCCUUAGACAACACAGAAGCUAUACCAGUGCCACUACCUGAUGAGUUAGCUGAGCUAGCUGCAGGUCGUGAUGAUGGAGAAGGAAAUGGAGAUGAUGAUGAUGUAGUGCAAGCAAUAUUACGUGCUCGCGAGAAACAUCGCAACCAUCCUCCAGCGAUUGAAUGUGAGGAUGGUGUUUCAUCCCUUUCAUUCCACCCUGAGGAGCAGCUCAUUGCUAUAGGAACUUUCACUGGAGACGUUCUAGUAUAUGGAUACUCAGAUGAGGCAUGUGAACUCAAAUAUACUCAUGAACUACAUAUGAAAUCAAUUCGUGAUGUUGAAUUCAGUAAAGAUGGCAAGAGCCUAAUAUCCUGCUCCAAAGACAAGUCUAUCUUAAUGGCUGAUGCUGAAACAGGGAAGCUCACCCAACUUUGGGAUCAAGCUCAUACAUCUCCAGUUCACACUUUAUACAUUCUUGAUGAGAAUCGAUUUUGUUCAGGUUGUGAAGAAGGCUAUGUAAAAUUAUGGGACAAACGCAAGAAAGAUUCAAUUUUCUCUCUUAGAGCAAUGGAAGAUAUUGUUACUGCAAUGGUUUCUACUCCUCAAAAUAAGCAUUUAGCUGUUGCUUGUGGAGGAACAAUUACUUCAAUCAAUUUAAAUGCUCGAAAAAUUCAAGUUCAAUCUGAAGAGUAUGAACAUGAUUUUACAUGUCUUGGACUUUUCCGCCAUGAUUCAAAAUUAUUAGCUGGUUCAUCUAAAGGCACUAUGUACGUGUUUAAUUGGGGAGAGUUUGGACUUCAUUGUGAGGAGUUCACUGGAUCCAAACAGCCUGUGACCUGCUUAUUACCUGUAACAGAAACUGUGGCUGUUACUGGUUGGGAAGACGGUAAACUUAGAGCUACUCACCUGUUCCCUCACCAACCGCUUGGAAUAGUAGGACAGCAUGACUUUGAAGUGGAAUGCUUAGACAUUUCUAAUGAUGGCACUCUGGUAGCAUCAGCAGCUGCAGCUGGAGGUCAUAUCAAAUUUUGGAACAUUAAAUAUAUUGAGGAAGUAAAAAUAUCUUGCCAGAAGAAGAAGAAGAGGAAAUCAGAACUAAAUUUACCUUCAUCUACUGUACGCAAUAGGGGAGACUUUUUUUCUGGACUUGCAGGACCCAGUUAAUCAACUAAUUUAUGCUAUAAAAUGUUGUGAUGUUUUCUUAAUUAAUAAAAUUCCUAUGUACAAUCCAA
Molecule: messenger RNA, 1725 nt
Organism: Frankliniella occidentalis (western flower thrips)
Lineage: Eukaryota; Metazoa; Arthropoda; Insecta; Thysanoptera; Thripidae
Product: WD repeat-containing protein 55 homolog
Exons: 8
Coding region: 206-1657 (483 amino acids)
Molecular function (GO): protein binding
Source: RefSeq, a predicted model, not a curated record